UAGCUCUCGAGAAUCUCUACAUCUUUAGAUUCUCGAAAGUUUGUUAACCGGUUUGGCGUCCGUCUCCCUCGUGUUUUAGCUUGAAGGUUUCUGUAUUUUUACGUAAAAUAUGGAUGACGAGGAUGAAACAUAUAAAUUGUGGCGCAUCAGAAAAACUGUGAUGCAGCUAUGCCACGAUAGAGGUUAUCUUGUCACGCAGGACGAGCUGGAUCAGACGUUAGAUUCGUUCAAGGAACAGUUUGGAGACAAGCCUAGCGAGAAAAGACCGGCUAGAAGUGAUCUUAUUGUUCUUGUGGCGCAUAACGACGAUCCUACGGAUCAGUUGUUCGUCUUCUUCCCCGAUGAACCGAAAAUCGGCAUCAAAACCAUUAAGACGUAUUGCCAGCGCAUGCAAGAAGAGAAGAUCCACAGAGCAAUAAUUGUUGUCCAACAAGGCAUGACGCCGUCGGCCAAGCAAUCGCUGAUAGAUAUGGCACCGAAAUAUAUACUGGAACAGUUUCUGGAAUCUGAAUUACUGAUAAACAUUACCGAACACGAAUUGGUACCAGAGCACAUUGUCUUAACUCCGGACGAAAAAGAAGAACUAUUGACAAGAUAUAAGUUAAAGGAAAAUCAACUGAUGCGAAUACAAGCUGGCGAUCCAGUAGCACGAUAUUUUGGUUUGAAACGUGGACAAGUUGUUAAAAUAAUCAGACCAUCAGAAACCGCAGGAAGAUACAUAUCCUAUAGGUUGGUUUGUUGAGGAGGAAAAGGAAGAGAAAAUAGGA
Messenger RNA from Mycetomoellerius zeteki, 767 nucleotides. It is a transcript of the gene Rpb5, whose product is annotated as DNA-directed RNA polymerases I, II, and III subunit Rpb5. The transcript has 3 exons. Lineage: Eukaryota; Metazoa; Arthropoda; Insecta; Hymenoptera; Formicidae. Gene Ontology annotation, biological process: transcription by RNA polymerase II; tRNA transcription by RNA polymerase III; transcription elongation by RNA polymerase I. Gene Ontology annotation, cellular component: RNA polymerase III complex; RNA polymerase I complex; RNA polymerase II, core complex. Gene Ontology annotation, molecular function: DNA binding. Bases 110 to 742 code for a protein of 210 amino acids. The record is from RefSeq and is a predicted model, not a curated record.